Saprolegnia diclina VS20 is the source of this 255-nucleotide messenger RNA. RefSeq lists its product as hypothetical. Lineage: Eukaryota; Oomycota; Saprolegniomycetes; Saprolegniales; Saprolegniaceae. The record is from RefSeq and is a predicted model, not a curated record. Bases 1 to 255 code for a protein of 84 amino acids. The transcript has a single exon.
AUGUCGGACAACCUCGCCAACGCCUCCCUACCGCUGCCUCUCGUCCUCCUCCUGGACGUAGCGUCGCAGCUCGCGUCGGCCGUCGCCUUGGUGCUUAUCUGCAUCAUGGCCAUCAACGCACCGAUCAUUGCCGUCUUAUGUUUUGUCGGCCUCUCGAUUGCCAGUGCGCUCUGCGACCCCGAGACGACCUCUUUGGCGGUUGCGGCGCUCGAGCGCCUCUUGCAUACCCAAGCGCCGCUACUGCAACUGCUCUGA